AUGGAAGAGACCAUGAUGGAAGAGACAGAAAAGCUGCCUGCUCCCACCACGGCCAGCAGCACUACCACCAGCAGCAGCAAUGACAUGACAACGACAACGACAACGCAAGCAGGUACCGCCACUGGUCCUGCUACGCUCGACAAGCGCGAUGUCUUUCCCUCCUACCUCAAGGGCAAGCGAGUCCUCCUCGCCACCGAAUCCCUGGGUCCUGUCAAUGGUGUCAGUCGAACCACUCUCAUGCUGAUCGAGUACCUCCGCAAGAACGGUGUGCAACUGGCCAUUGUUGCUCCUCACUCCAGACAGUCGCGACUCAAGCCAACCAGUGGUGCAAACCUCACGGAAUUCCGCCUGCCAGGCUAUGAACUGCCCUACAAUCCUGACUUGACCGUCGUAUACCCCUUUCAACUCGACGAUGUCUACAGGCACACCUUCAAGCCUGACAUUGUCUAUCUGGCGAGUCCUGCUUCUACCGGCUUUCAGAUGCUGUUCCAGAUCCGCCAGCUACAAGACCCACCAGUCGUCCUCCUCAACUUCCAGACCGAUCUGUCGGCUUACAGUGAAAUUCUUUUCCCUGGUCCUGUUGCCCGUUUCUCCGUAUGGCUGCUAGGCGUCGUCCAAGGAUUUCUGUUCAAUCAUCGAACUGUCCAUACCAUCUUCUAUCCUUCCUCCGGCGUGCGCCGUUACCUUGAGAAAGCAGGCGCUCCGAGCAACAAAAUGGUCCGACUGGGCCGAGGCGUCGACACGAGUUUGUUUGACCCUUCUCAGCGAGAUGAGGCUUACCGCAAGGAACUGGCACCUAACGGAGAAAUCAUCCUUGUCUGCGUCUGUCGGCUGGCACCCGAAAAGGGUUUCGAAUUCCUGGCCCAGGUCGCCAUGCGGCUCGCCCAAGAAGGCUUUCCAUUCAAGUUGCUCAUCGUUGGUGGCAACAUGAGCUCUGAAGUGGAGGAUCAAGUCCAUCGCCUCUUCGACCCCGUGGCAGAGCAUGUUAUAUUCACCGGCUUUCGCACCGGUGUCGACCUCGCUCGUGCAUAUGCUACGGGUGAUAUUUUCCUACACUGCUCGAUCACAGAGACAUUCGGACUGGUUGUUCUGGAAGCAAUGGCAAGUGGUCUUCCAGUGAUUGCCCGUGACGAAGGAGGACCUUCAGACAUUGUCCAAGACCAGGAGACCGGUUAUCUGGUUCCUCCCCACGACCUGGAGCAGUACAUUACUCUCAUCAAGCGUCUCUCCAUGGACAACAAUCUUCGUGCGAAUAUGGCAGUUGCAGCACGAAAAUAUACUUGCGACGUCACCUGGGAGAAGAUCAAUAGGCGGGUUGCUUGGCACAUGACCGAUGGUUUGCAACAGCACCUUGAGCGAAAGAACAGACGACCGAUCAGAAAUUUCAUUGUCGCCAGGUACCAUGGAAUGCGAGACGGCGUGGUCAUUCCUGUCGUGGUCAGAUUACGUCUAUACAUGGCGACGAUGAUCGUCUAUCUUAUUUGGCUGAUGACAGCAGUUGUGCUUCUGCUGUACGGCCACAGAGUGUUUUCCCGCGCGGCGCAACUCCUACGAAAUCCACCCCUCGUCUUGCAACGCAUUCAGUACCGCGCCUUGAAACAAGGCAUCCAGGAGACGCUCAAGAGCUUGAGCACAGAAUGA
Messenger RNA from Fonsecaea multimorphosa CBS 102226, 1641 nucleotides. RefSeq lists its product as uncharacterized. NCBI's taxonomy places the organism in Eukaryota, Fungi, Ascomycota, Eurotiomycetes, Chaetothyriales, Herpotrichiellaceae. The transcript has a single exon. The record is from RefSeq and is a predicted model, not a curated record. Bases 1 to 1641 code for a protein of 546 amino acids. Gene Ontology annotation, molecular function: glycosyltransferase activity.